Phytophthora sojae is the source of this 2217-nucleotide messenger RNA. RefSeq lists its product as hypothetical. Gene Ontology annotation, molecular function: G protein-coupled GABA receptor activity. The annotation marks the transcript as partial. NCBI's taxonomy places the organism in Eukaryota, Oomycota, Peronosporomycetes, Peronosporales, Peronosporaceae. Gene Ontology annotation, cellular component: G protein-coupled receptor heterodimeric complex; membrane. The record is from RefSeq and is a predicted model, not a curated record. Gene Ontology annotation, biological process: G protein-coupled receptor signaling pathway. The transcript is spliced from 2 exons.
AUGUCAUCGGUGAAGACGGGCGUUUGCACCCCAACCCACGUGAAUACCGAGGUCUGGACCUCCAGCUCCAUGUCAACGUUGAAGAUCUACUCGAACGAGAGCUACCUUGUCGGUGGAGUCGGGUACUACGGGCUUUCGGGGAUCUACACAACGCACAAACUUGUCGAGGAUGGCGCGGCAGCGAAUCCGCAGUACUACCCAGGCUUCUGGAUGCACUACAGGUCGAGUGACGCUCUCAUCAACGCGCUGAGCGUGACGGCAAAUAAUUGCUCUAAGUCAGAGGCAUGUGAACAACGCGAAAGUGCAGGGGGGACUUGCUUGGUGCUGGCCAUGAUGACAACCGGUUUCGACAAAGGUUACUUCCAAGCGGUUCUCUCCAACCUCGAGAUCCCUGCGUACUUCUGCUUUAUCGGCUAUGGAGGCGUGACCAAGUACGCGUCCGACGCAGCCGCAAGCGGGGAUCCGAUUUUGUUCUACCAUUACGAACCCGAUUUGUUCCACGUGACGCACAAAGGCAAAUUCGACCGAGUGUUUCUGCCGCGUACAGACCCCGAACGAGUCAAAUUAUCCACGGGGGACUACGGUGAACACGGCUACGGUGGCAAGACCGACAACCCGGUCGACGUCGACUAUCCCAGCUUGCCGCUCUCCAAGUUUGCCGCCUUGGUCAUCAAAGACCAGCCUAUUGGGUCAAUAUUCUUCAAAUUUCUGCUCUCUGACUCGGACAUCAACGACCUGCUCGGCAAGUACAGCAACGCUUUGAGUGCGAAGGAAGCCGAGCCGUACUUCAGUGGAGCAUGCGACUGGGUGAAAGCGAACUACGACAUCUGGAGCGACUGGAUGGACCGACUUCCUCUGUGUACAUUUGAAGACCACAUCGUUGAUCACGUCACCGGCUGCGAGAACGACAGCACCAUCCGCGAAAUUCAGUUCGCUUGGAGGUCGCCAAACCCUGGGAAUGCAGCGUUGCCCAACAAUUGCGACGGAGGCGUGGACGUCCUACCGGAGACCAUCGAGACGAGUCGAUCGUGCGACUGGAUCUUCGAGAACCGGCGGAUCUGGUCGGGCUGGGUCGACACGAAGCCCUCGUGCGACUCCACCUUCUACGACUACAACGUGUCCGACUGCGACUCCGACGCGCACCGCACGGUGACCUACUUCUGGAAGCUCCCGUACGCCUCGAACGCGCAGUACUCGGCUGAAUGUUCAGGCGGAGACACCUUGCCGGACGCCGUAGUGAUCGACUGCGAGUACAUGCCCACGUCGUCCCCGACUUUCGCGGCGCUGACGGUCCUCGCGCUGAUUGUGUUCGUCUUGCUCUUCGUGGCCAUCAUCGUCGUCUUCAAGCAGCGCAACGCGCCGAUCAUCCGCCGCUCGCAGUUCGAAAUGCUGCUCCUGAUGAUCUUCGGCGGCUUCUUCACGACGGGCGCAGCCAUCGCGUAUGCUGGUCGGCCCUCGCGGUUCCUCUGCGGAGUUCGCCCAGUCCUCAUCUGCAUGGGCUUCACCACCAUCUUCGGCUCUUUGGUCAUCAAGUCUCUGCGCGUCUACCGCGUGUUCAUGCGCUCGGCCAUGAAGCGCGUCAAGGUGACGCUGUUCCGCAUCCUCAAGAUCCUCUCCAUCUUCUACGUCGGCGACAUCGUCAUCUUCGUCGCGUGGUUCGGAGCCGACUUCCCGGAGCCCACCGCCACGACGGAAGAGGCCACCGAGUUCCGGGGCACCGUCGACCGCAUCUCGUGCAGCUCGUCCAGCUUCAUCUUCACGGCGCUGCUCAUCUUCUGGAAGGCCAUCUUGCUCGUGCUGGGGCUCUACCUGUCAUUCCUCAUCCGCAACGUGUCAGUGGACUUCCAGGAGUCUCCGUGGAUCUUCGGCUCGGUCGUGGUGGUGCUAGUGGGCUGCCUCGUGAUCAUGCCCAUGACGUACCUCGUCACCAUGCGCGCGUCGACGUUCUACGUGUUCCUCGCGCUGGCGCUGAUCAUCUGCACGAUCCUGAUCAUGGGCCUGAUGCUCGUGCCCAAGCUCUUCCGACUCAAGGAGGUCACCAAUUCUUCUACUACUGGUACUAACACCGGGAACAGUAUGAAGAGCAGGAACAGCAUGGUCCCGAUGUCGAAGAUCAACAAUACAAACCUCACGAACCUGACGAAUGCCAGCGAGAAUGAGACCAACAUGACUCAAGAUGCAUCGCGCAAGGCGUCGCAGAAGUACCAGUACCAAGUG